UCUGUUCUGAGUUCUGGCUCUCCCUCUCAGUAAGCUCAGGCAGCUCAAAGUGUUGAGGGAGGAAUCUGAUAUACAAAGAAAUUCUGCUGUUUCUUGAAAACUGCACUGAGAUUUGGGUUUUGAUUUGGGAUUUGUGUGUUGGGAUAACAAAGUUGAUGACCAUGGAUCCGCGUCUGAGGAGUUUCUAUGAUUCUUUAAAUGGAGUUCAAUUAAGCAACCGACCCUUUUCCAUUCUUUCACAUCAGAACAUUGUGCCUCAAUCCCCAUUUAGUAGUCAUCCUUUCUUAGGUAGCGAUUACAGGGAGUUCAGCUACCCUAAACCCGAUCUAACCCCGAAUGAUUCGUCUGUCUCAAGUUUGAGUCAUGAGGAGGAAGAUUGUGACUUUUCAGAUGAAGUCUUGAAAUACAUUAAUCAGAUGCUAAUGGAAGAAGACAUGGAGGAUAAGACUUGCAUGCUUCGGCUCUAUGAUGUCCUUGGAAAGAAAUAUCCCCCUUCCCCUGAGGUCAACCAUGAAUUUUCCAUUCCAUAUGGUGAGAUCCCAGAUGAAGGUUUUUGUGGAAAUGGCAGCAACCAUAUUACUUCUAGUAGUAGUAACAGUGAUUUCUCUGGGACUGGCAGCAACUAUAUUACUAGUAGUAGUAUUAGUGGAAGCUAUCUCAGUGAUGGCUCCUUGAUUCAAAGUCCAGGGGGAUACAUGUCUCAAUUUCAAGGUCUUCCACCAUAUAACAUAUCCCAUUCAUCAUAUGGCUCUCCAACUAGGGUCAGUAGUCUGGAUGCGCUAGUAGACUCUCCUAGUAGCACUCUUCGGGUCCUUGAUUUCAUUACUGAGAGUCAAUCUGUUUGGCAGUUCAAUAAGGGGGUCCAAGAGGCUAGUAGGUUUCUUCCUGGUGAGGCUAAUUUGGUUGUUGAUCUUGAUGCGUAUUGGUUGUCAGCUCAAGCUUCAAAGGCUGGGACCAAAAAGGAAGUUGUCAAAGUGGAGAAGAAGGACGAAGGGGAGUUUUCUCCUGGUGGGUCAAGGGGGAGGAAGAAAUCACAUAGGGAAGAUGAUGAGGAUGCCGAAGAAAAUAGGAGUAGCAAGCAAGCGGCAGUUUCUACUGAAUCUACUCUGCGAUCGGAGAUGAUUGAUAAGAUUUUGCUUUGUAGCUUAGGGGAGGGCAAAGAGCACCUAAUAUCUAAACGUGAGGAGCUGCAGAAUGGAAUGAUCAAAAGUGUGCCACAGACUGAGAAAUCCAAAGGAUCAAAUGGAGGAAAAGGUCGCGGUAAGAAACAAAUUGGCAACAAAAAGGAUGUUGUGGACUUGAGAAGUCUCCUUAUAACCGUCGCACAGGCAGUUGCAGCUGAUGAUCACAGGACCGCAAAUGAGCUGCUAAAGAAGGUGAGGUUGCAUUCUUCACCUUUUGGCGAUGGGACUCAAAGACUGGCUCAUUGCUUUGCUGAUGGUCUUGAGGCUCGCUUGGCUGGUACUGGUAGCCAGAUUUAUAAAGGCUUUGUUAGCAAAAGAACACCUGCUGCUGAUGUCCUGAAAGCUUACCAUCUUUUCCUUGCUGCAUGCCCAUUUAAGAAGAUUUCUAAUUUCGUCUCAAACAAGACCAUAAUGAAUUUAUCUCAAAGUUCGACAAGAGUCCAUGUCAUAGAUUUUGGUAUCCAUUAUGGUUUCCAAUGGCCUACCCUUAUUCAGAGGAUUGCAUUGAGGGAGGGUGGACCCCCAAGACUUCGGAUUACUGGAAUUGAACUUCCCCAACCAGGAUUCCGGCCAGCUGAAGGAAUAGAGGAAACAGGACGUCGCUUGGCCGCUUAUGCUGAGACGUUCAAUGUGCCAUUUGAGUACAAUGCUAUUUCAAAGAAAUGGGAAAACAUUACACUUGAGGAACUCAAACUUGAGAUGGAUGAGGUUCUUGUUGUGAACUGUUUGUAUCGGGGUAAGAACUUGCUUGAUGAAAGUGUGGCUGUGGACAGUGCUCGAAAUAGGGUUCUGAAACUGAUAAGGAGAAUAAAUCCAGACCUAUUCAUCCAUGGAGUUAUUAAUGGAGCAUACAAUGCCCCCUUCUUUGUCACCAGGUUUCGAGAGGCUUUAUUCCAUUUUUCCUCAAUGUUUGACAUGCUUGAAACUGUUGUACCCCGUGAGGAUCGGGAGAGGAUGUUGAUUGAGAAAGAGAUAAUCGGCAGGGAGGCUUUGAACGUCAUAGCUUGUGAGGGAUGGGAAAGAGUGGAAAGGCCAGAAUCUUACAAGCAGUGGCAGGUGCGCAACUUGAGGGCUGGUUUUGUGCAAAUACCUUUCGACAGAGAACUUGUGAAGCUUGCAGCUGAGAAAGUGAAAUCUAGUUACCAUAAGGAUUUUGUUAUUGAUGAAGAUGGGCGCUGGCUGUUGCAGGGAUGGAAGGGACGGACCAUAUUUGCUAUUUCUGCUUGGAAGCCUUCUUAGGGAGCUUGAAAGUAAUAUUAUUAGUGCUUGUAAUCAGCUUUUUAGCUUUUUAAUGGGAUACCUAGUUGAGUCGAGGCAGUUGUGUUAAUCGGUUUGUGCUCUUCAUAAUCCGAUCGCUUCAUUGAUAAUUUGGCAGGUACAUGUGGUAGCUGGUUUCCAUAGUUUGAUUUUGAUUAUUGUAACAACAUAGUCACAAGUUGACAUACAACACUCUUCAGUCUUUUACUAGUUGCAGUAGUGAUGUUCAUAUACUCCACCAUAGGAGUGUUCUGAUUUCAGCUACAUC
Molecule: messenger RNA, 2709 nt
Organism: Argentina anserina (silverweed cinquefoil)
Lineage: Eukaryota; Viridiplantae; Streptophyta; Magnoliopsida; Rosales; Rosaceae
Product: scarecrow-like protein 9
Biological process (GO): regulation of DNA-templated transcription
Cellular component (GO): nucleus
Molecular function (GO): sequence-specific DNA binding; DNA-binding transcription factor activity
Source: RefSeq, a predicted model, not a curated record